CAAAAAUAUCUUGAAGCGACUCAACAACCACAUUCAUCAAGAUGACAUAUCGUCGUUUACAGUGAUGGGAAUGGAUAUAAUUGGAGACAAUGCGUUCAUAUAUUUUAUAAAGCCUUACGAAGAUAUUGUAACUGCAGUCAAAACAUCUGACGAGCCAUUGUUCAUACCAAUUGACGAAGAUGAUCUACAAGAAUAUAUCUUUAGUGCAAGCCUUGACCAAUUAUUAAACUAUCAGAUAAAUUUUGAGCAUAGAAUGAAUGACACUUGAUAUCGCAUAACAUAUAAUAGCAACAUGUUGUGAGUCUUUUCCAAAAAGUGAACAGAGCAUCGAAGAAAUACAAGAGAAGACGAGCCACAGGCAAAUACACAUUAAAUCAAAAAUUUCAUUCUCCUCCCUCUUCACCUGUUCCAAAUGCAACAUUCUACACACCAAAGAGAACCACAACCACAACCAACUUAAA
Molecule: messenger RNA, 461 nt
Organism: Gilbertella persicaria
Lineage: Eukaryota; Fungi; Mucoromycota; Mucoromycetes; Mucorales; Choanephoraceae
Exons: 1
Coding region: 65-268 (67 amino acids)
Source: RefSeq, a predicted model, not a curated record